Molecule: messenger RNA, 927 nt
Organism: Aegilops tauschii subsp. strangulata
Lineage: Eukaryota; Viridiplantae; Streptophyta; Magnoliopsida; Poales; Poaceae
Biological process (GO): translation
Cellular component (GO): ribosome; mitochondrion
Molecular function (GO): structural constituent of ribosome; mRNA binding
Source: RefSeq, a predicted model, not a curated record
CCCAAUUCCCACAGAGCAUCGCUCCCUCUGGCCCCAGAACCCUAACCUCCCUCCCCACCAUGGCCUCCUCCCUCCUCCGCUCCGGCCAGCGCCUCCUCCGCCACCACCGCGGCCGCCUCCCCGCGGCCUUCUCCACGGCGGCCGCCGAGGAGCUCAUCGACGUGCGCAAGCUGCCCACCGACUACGACCCCUCCACCUUCGACCCGACCGCGCCGCCGUCCCGCCCGCCGCCCUCCGACCGCGUCUGGCGCCUCGUCGACGACGUCUCCGCCCUCACCCUCGCCGAGGCCGCCGAGCUCUCCGCCCUCCUGCUCCGCCGCCUCGACAUCCCCUCCGCGCCGCCCAUCGCCAUCCUCAACUCCGCCGCGGGCCUCGGCGGCGGCGGCGCGGCGGCCGCCGGCGCGGCCGGCGACAAGCCGGCGGCCGCGGCCGAGAAGACGGUCUUCGAGCUGCGGCUGGACUCGUUCGACGCGGCGAGCAAGAUCAAGGUGAUCAAGGAGAUCCGGACGUUCACCGACCUCGGGCUCAAGGAGGCCAAGGAGCUGGUGGAGAAGGCCCCCGCCGUGAUCAAGGGAGGGUUGUCCAAGGAGGAGGCCGAGAAGAUCGUCGAGCGGAUGAAGGCCCUCGGCGCCAAGGUCGUCAUGGACUGAUCGGCCCCUGCAUUUCGAGGUACUGCUGAAUGUAUGAACCAUAUGAUUACCAUGGCUGAGUGCUGCGAGCAUUGCGGGACUGUCGGUGUCAAUUGAACUUUUCAGGCUCGAAGGUUUUCAUAAUGCUGGAUUCUCUUAGUUGCCUUCACUCCUAUUUUGUUGAUGAAUUUUCUGUCUAACACGAAAUGUGGAAUAAAAUGUUCUAAAAAUCAGAUAAGAAGCAUGCACUGAAAUGACUCGUGACUGCAAUUGAGUUGCCUUUUGUUAGUUUUGGAAA